Messenger RNA from Triplophysa rosa, 2712 nucleotides. RefSeq names its product ceramide synthase 3a (gene cers3a). The transcript has 11 exons. Gene Ontology annotation, molecular function: DNA binding; sphingosine N-acyltransferase activity. Bases 485 to 1627 code for a protein of 380 amino acids. The record is from RefSeq and is a predicted model, not a curated record. Lineage: Eukaryota; Metazoa; Chordata; Actinopteri; Cypriniformes; Nemacheilidae. Gene Ontology annotation, biological process: ceramide biosynthetic process. Gene Ontology annotation, cellular component: membrane.
CCGCGUUCUGUCGCCAGUUCGUGGGAUGUGAAACCGGUUCAGAUCCACCGCUAUAAAUAAUCAAAGGUGUCUCCUAAAUUCCAAAGAGGUGCGUGUAGCGUGGAAUACGUGAAGCCCGCCACUCCCUGGACAUUCAGCCAUUGACUUCAGCACCCCCGCGUGCCUCUUUUCUCUUCACCUGUCUGUCUGCAUCCACGGCUCUAUUGUGUUCACAAGCUGUCUCCCAGCUCUGUCGCUGCAAGAAUGCAAAUGAGGUAAGUUGUUGUGUGCAUGAACAGGCUUCCUCGGUGAAAGGUAAGGAGGGUUUGAAGGGAGGGGACAACCCGUCAAUUUCUUCUGAGCUGGGUGUGACCAAAAACUAUUUGAAACAAAGAGCAUUCCUGUGUGCCCCGAGUCACGGCGCCGCUGUCAUGUUGCGCACUUUUCCACUGCGGCCGACACAACGUGGAGUGAUUCGCCUGAACCGCUCAGAGAGAUCGGCGGGAUGAGUGGGACGUUUAGCGAGUGGUUUUGGUGGGACCGCCUCUGGCUGCCGGGCAACCUGACAUGGGCGGAUCUUGAGGACAAUGAUGAGUUCAUCUACGCUAAACCAUCCCACCUCUACGUCACCGUACCUUUAUCUUUAAUCUUCCUCGUAGUCAGAUACCUCUUUGAACGGUUAAUAGCGACACCGGUCGCAGCCUAUCUUGGGGUGACGGAGAAGACCAGGCGUAAACUGGAGCACAAUGCUAUUCUAGAGCACUCCUUUACCACAAAGACAAAAAACCCAGAACAGGCGGACAUAGACGGACUGUCUAAAAAAUGCAGCUGGUCAAGCAUGCAAGUGGAGCGCUGGUUCAGGAAGAGGCGGAACCAGGACCGGCCUGGAGUGCUGAAAAAAUUCAGAGAGGCCAGUUGGCGAUUGGUCUUCUACCUGGCGUCAUUUAUCAGUGGGAUUAUAGCGCUUUAUGAUAAACCCUGGUUUUAUGAUUUGCGAAAAAUAUGGAUGUCCUAUCCCAAACAGUCUUUGUUGGAGUCUCAGUACUGGUAUUAUGUUUUGGUGAUUAGCUUCUAUUUGUCGCUAGUGCUCAGCAUCACCUUUGAUGUCAAGCGAAAGGACUUCAGAGAGCAGAUCAUCCACCACUGGGCCACGUUGACACUCCUAGCUUUCUCCUGGUGUGGGAAUUACAUCCGAAUCGGGACAAUCGUUUUGCUUAUUCAUGAUGCCUCUGACAUCCUUUUGGAGGCAGCCAAGAUCUUCAACUACGCCAAGUGGGAAAGAUUCUGCAAUGGCAUCUUUGUCGUAUUUGCUUUCAUUUUCAUGGUGACACGAAUCAUAAUCUUUCCAUUUUGGAUCAUUCACUGCACGUGGGUCUAUCCACACGACCAUUACGCUCCAUUUUUUGGGUAUUACUUUUUUAACGUCGUGCUCGUCAUUCUUCUGCUGCUGCACAUAUUCUGGUGGUGUCUGAUCCUGCGCAUGGUGAAGAAGUUCCUCUUCGGAAGUCUGUUAACCAACGACGAGAGAAGCGACAAUGAAGAGGACGAGGGUGAAGAUGAAGAUGGAGAAACCAUUUCGACAGAGGACAAAGACGGACACGUGAAAGUCACCAAUGGCGGAGGAGGAGGCGUGGCUAAACGGCAUUGACGCUUCUUGUCCUCGAGACUUCCUGAAGAAAACGUGGACGACUUUGAAUUGCACUCAGGGAUGCAUGGAGCUUUGACUCCCACGCUGGGGUGUUAGACAAACAGACUCGCUGACAGUAAAACACGCUUUUAAUUUAUUGCCACGUCGAGAAUAUGCCAGAGACCUGUCAAAACGAAUUGCAUCCUUUCAUAACUCAAAAAAAAAGAAGAAAGAAAACAGCUUUUCCAUUUCGGUGGAGAUGAGGCUUUGUGUGUCUUGGCCACUUUUCUGCAGCCAAACUUUUAUAGGUAACUAAUAACAGUGUUCGCUACGGCACGAGAUUACACGGAUAAGCGCAGUAAAAGCACCAACCGGAAAAGUUUAAUAGAUUCCUCCCUGUUAAAGCUCACGGUUCACAACACACCGACUACUAUCGCCGUUCGGCAUUUCUCAUCAACGUCUCGUCUUUCACGGGCCGCUUGCCAUAGUGCCGUGUGUUAUAUCAACCUCUGCUGUCUGUGAAGUACUAAUGCGGUUCGUGAUGUGAUCUUUAACCUAUACUGUCUUUCUUAUACUGUCGUUCUGCGUCGCAGGUAGAUUUUCAUUCCACACUAUUAAAGGGAGAGAUUGCCCAAAAAUGCGAAUUUGUUCAUCGUUUAGUCACCAAAAGUAGAAGAGGGCAUCCGCUUACUUAAACAAGCUUUGCGAUGGAUGCUUCCAGUGUUGACGGCUUCGGGAACAUUUAGGUUUGAUGUGUCUGAUACAAACAGGGUGUUAUAGAAUUUAGGCUAUUGUGUGUGUGUGGAUGUAUAACAAAACUAACGUACAUAUGUGAAGAAUAUUGAAUGUAUAUUGGGAAGGUUUUAAUGACACUUUAUGAACGUGAAAUCGCUGGUUUAACAUUGAUAUCUGUGUGACUGAUUAAUGUAUGAGUGAAUGAAUUUGGUCAGAGAAAAACACUGAGCAGUGUAUUUUAGAGAGACUCACAAAUGAGCAAAUUUGAGAAUUGUAGUCCAAGAAAUGAUUUAUGCACUGACUGUGUGAAGGAUAUAUUUUAUAUUUUCAAAUGUUUUGGAUUUUGUUGUAAUAAAAAUUUGUGUCCAAUA